GGAGCUCGGACUUUGAUUUAGAACAAGGAGAAACAGGUCGGUCUUUGUUCCUUUGUUCGAGAUUCCAUUCUUUCACUGCAGUCUUCUCAUAUAUUGAAAGUCACUUCUUCUUUAUCAGCUUCUUCUGAUGCCGUCUGCAAUCAAAGUCCACCCAUGGAAGACGAUCUUGAAACACUUGUCGGCGACAACGAUAUGGAUCUUUCUUUAUCCAGUCAAGACGCUCUUUCAGAUGCAGACAUUCCUGAUGAUAUAUCUGAAUCUUCAAGUGCCACUAAUACUAACACAAACGUGGUCCAAGGCGCAUCAGAAAAACGCCCAAGAUCCUUCCUUUCGAAAGUCAAUCCUUUUCAUACCGAUCCUGACCCAGAAGAAGUCACGGAAGUCCACACCCGUGUCCUCGAGAAGACGCCCAAUGGAUAUCCUCGCCUCGCUGCGUUUCAGUCUUCAGAGGCGAAUUUUGCAUUGUAUCGCAACUUCAGUUAUCUGCACAGCCGCGUGCUGCUGGACAUGCAGGAUGAACUGACCACGUUGGAGAAGGAACUCGACGAUGCGGAUCGUGAGGAUUCUUAUGAUGGCCGUCGGCAAAUGAGGCUGCAUAGUCGGACAGAGGAUGUAGACUCGUACAAUGAGUACAAGGCCAAGUUAAGGCGUAAAGAUGAGCGGAGAGAGAAACGCGAGAAACGCGAAGCAGAGCGUCGUGAGAUGCAACGCCAAGUAGCAGAGAAUGGUGCUCCUGCCGCAACCACUGUCGAAACUGAUGAUGAUGACGACGACGACGCUGAUGAUGCCACUUCGACAGCGAGCAGUGAGCCAGAAGACUAUCUCACCCGCCCACGACGCGAGAUCCUUGCAGAAAUCAAGUGCAAAUUGUACGAAUAUGACAAGUGGAUGAUCAAAUCACGCAAAAUGACCGGCUUCCAGCGCCCAUCAGAGCGCAACUAUCGUUCAGUCCGGCGAUACAUCAACAAUGCGAAGCCUCUCAUGGACGCUGACAAUGACUCCAUACGACACAAAGAGGAUAUCUUGAGUCUGAGAAACGGACGCGAGUGGGCUGGCUUCGACGGCUUCGUGGAGCGAUCCCUGCAGAUCAUCGACCAGAAAGUCUUGAAGCCCAUCUUGAGGACCGAAAAGCCGCCCUUACAGGUUCGUUAGGCCCAGCUUCCGAUGCUAGCCGAUUCCCUAAUGACCAAGUUGCAGAAUUU
Pseudovirgaria hyperparasitica is the source of this 1202-nucleotide messenger RNA. RefSeq lists its product as uncharacterized. The transcript has a single exon. NCBI's taxonomy places the organism in Eukaryota, Fungi, Ascomycota, Dothideomycetes, Acrospermales, Acrospermaceae. Bases 154 to 1152 code for a protein of 332 amino acids. The record is from RefSeq and is a predicted model, not a curated record.